AUGGAGUGGGCUUUAAGGCUGCACAGCAGGGUGGAUGAAAAUAGGCCUCAGGCUGCAGAGCAGGGUGGAAGGAACAAGACGGUGCUGGAUCUUGUUCUUAUAAUGUGUGGAAACCUUCUGGUAAUAAUCUCUAUCAUUUACUUCAAACAGCUCCACACUCCUACAAACUACCUCAUCCUCUCUCUGGCUGUGGCUGACCUGCUUGUUGGUGUUGUAGUUAUGCCUUUUAGCACAAUACUGGCUGUAAGCUCAUGUUGGCAUCUUGAAGGUUUGCUCUAUAGAUAUUAUGCAGUGUGUCAGCCUCUGAGGUACAGAACUAAAAUGACUGUCCGUGUUAUUGUGAUCAUGAUCCUAGUGAGCUGGACUGUUUCUGCUCUAAAUGGAAUUGGCAUCACAGUUCAGGGACUGAAUGAAGAACAAUCUAACAGGUGUGUUUUAUUUCAACAUACAAGUUUAGCAAUUAUGGGAACUUUUUUUACCUUCUACCUCCCAGGUUUCAUAAUGUCCACCAUCUACCUACAGAUUUUGACAGUGGCACACAGACAGGUACGCAGCAUCCAGAACACAAUCUGUCAGAACACAAAGUCUGGAGCAACCAUCAGUAAGAUGGAGAGAAAGGCCACCAAAACUCUGGCUAUUGUUAUGGGAGUUUUUCUCAUCUGUUGGACUCCUUUCUUUCUUUGUAUCACCUUUUACCCUUUGAGUAAUUACACAAUACCAGUUUCUGUGAUUGCAUCAUUUAAAUGGCUUGGAUGGUCAAAUUCAAUGCUCAACCCAUUUGUCUAUGGUUUCUUUUACACCUGGUUUCAAACAUCUGUCCGAAUGAUAAUUUCUGGGAAAAUAUUUCAGGGUGAUUUUACUCAUUUUAAGCUCUUUUGA
Messenger RNA from Epinephelus fuscoguttatus (brown-marbled grouper), 879 nucleotides. RefSeq names its product trace amine-associated receptor 1-like. NCBI's taxonomy places the organism in Eukaryota, Metazoa, Chordata, Actinopteri, Perciformes, Serranidae. Gene Ontology annotation, biological process: G protein-coupled receptor signaling pathway. Gene Ontology annotation, cellular component: membrane. Bases 1 to 879 code for a protein of 292 amino acids. Gene Ontology annotation, molecular function: trace-amine receptor activity. The transcript is spliced from 3 exons. The record is from RefSeq and is a predicted model, not a curated record.